Molecule: messenger RNA, 1174 nt
Organism: Limulus polyphemus (Atlantic horseshoe crab)
Lineage: Eukaryota; Metazoa; Arthropoda; Merostomata; Xiphosura; Limulidae
Product: amiloride-sensitive sodium channel subunit gamma-like
Exons: 8
Coding region: 101-1174 (357 amino acids)
Biological process (GO): sodium ion transmembrane transport
Cellular component (GO): membrane
Molecular function (GO): ligand-gated sodium channel activity
Source: RefSeq, a predicted model, not a curated record
CGUACCUUUCUUGUUCUUGAGUGGAACAACUCAUGCAUACUUAGAAAAUACGGCGAUACAAGUGACUCUUUAUUCUUUGAAAAGCUGUCAAGCGGCCACAAUGUAUAGUGCAAGCUGGAUCAGAGAGAAAAUAAAGAACUUCAGAGCUUCUCAAGUAUUAUAUUUUGCUCUAACAGGAGCCUUAAAGGUGGCGUCUGUUGCUUUGUGUAUUUACUUCUUCGCAGCUUUCCUGGACGACUACUUUGCCUAUCCAUCCGUGUUAAAAGUGGAGAUGGACAUGGGAGAAAACUUAACAUUCCCUGCUGUCACGAUCUGUAACUAUAACAGAAUUAGCUCUUCAGGGGUUAAAAAUUGCAUAAAUAAAUACGAAAGUGAUGUGGAAAAUUAUACUAUUUGGUCUCUCUGCAAUAUACUAAAUAGUAAAGCCACUCCUACGUUGAGUCCAGCGGGCCAAUUUAUGAACACACCAAAAAUAACAGCUCUUUUCGUAUUUAUUACCUGUUUCAAAGACGACCGUUCUAUCGACGAUAUGACGCACAUGGAAAAAGAUAUGUCAAAAAGGGAGAUUAGUUACAUUUCACUGCCAAAAUCUGUACGAGAAACUCUCCAUUUCCACGCUGAAGAUAUUAUCAUCGGGUGUAGCUAUGAUGAAGAGCAGUGCAGCUUCCGCAAUUUCACAACAUCGUGGAAUGCGGUCUUUGGAAAUUGUUUCACUUUCAACGCUCACUGGGAGAAAAAAACUCAAGAUCUACCUGUUAAAGAGAAAGGCUCUCAACAUGGAUUGAAAAUUCUGGCCUAUAUGCCAGUAAAGAAGAAUACAGGUUCAAGUUUAGGGACAUUUGGAUACAGGAUUGUAAUACACUCUCCAGAUAUUAUUCCAAAUGUGGAGAAUGACGGCUUAGACAUCGUCCCAGGAUCGGUGACACACGUUGCACUUGAACAGAUCAUUUUCCGCCGUCUGCCGGAGCCCUUUGGCGACAGUUGUGGCAUGAAAAACAUAACCCGCAAUGGAGCAUACGACAGAGAAUUAUGUCUUCAAUUCUGCGCACAACUAUUGAACAAUGAAACUUGCGGGUGUGGUGACCCAACAGCACCACUUCCUGAUGGUGUACAACCUUGUAUUCUUAAUAAUAAUUCAUCAAGUAAGUUGGAAAAACUGAAGUUUUCUCCCUAA